AUGUUAUUCCCCAGUGAUGUCACAUAUGAUGAAAAGCUAUGCAGGCUACAGAUAAAUAAUUUGAGAAAGACAAGGCCAAUAGUUGAAAGCGAAAGUAAGUUUCAUAUAGGGCAUAUCUAUAGGGAGAUACAAUACGAAUUUGAACAAAUUUCGUUACGAGUCAACUUGGACCCCGAAGAAUCCGAAGAUGUUGAUUUUGCAAAGUCCUUAUUUUCACAGACUGAUACUAUCAUUGGGGCACCAUCUCUGAUUAACACCCUUAUCCAUGAGUGCAUCAAACACAACUGUUCACCACAAUUUUUACGUGAUGUCAUUGAUCAAUACGACAGUAAUGGAGAGGUAAGUGGUAUGAGACUCUUGGUUGCGUUAAACAGAUUGAGACGUGGUAUAUGGGAAUAUAAUAUUCUCGAGCGUGUAGAGUACAUCGAAAGGAUGUAUUUAACUUGGUCAUUUAGGAAGUGUGUUUUCGAAAUGGAAGCCAUAAAUGAGGUUAAGCCUUCAUUGUAUAACCGUCCAACAUUAAUUACAAAACUUUUGUUCAAAUCCAAUCAUUAUCCAAAAUUAGAAAACGAAUCAUCAAAUUCAAUGGUUAUAUUUGACAAGCUACAUGAUGAGUUUUUGGAAAGUUCAAGCGCAAACUCCGAUAAAGAGGUAUUUUCGUUUAAUCUGAUCAGCUCCACGAUGCUGCUAGAUUGUAUGAGGCGAGCCGGAUUGGAUGUUGAUUCACCACUGGAAACUUCUAACCCAUCUUAUCAUUGUGAGGCUAUAUCCAAAAAACGUAAAUUAUAA
Molecule: messenger RNA, 789 nt
Organism: Pichia kudriavzevii
Lineage: Eukaryota; Fungi; Ascomycota; Pichiomycetes; Pichiales; Pichiaceae
Exons: 1
Coding region: 1-789 (262 amino acids)
Source: RefSeq, a predicted model, not a curated record